Lactuca virosa is the source of this 1143-nucleotide messenger RNA. NCBI's taxonomy places the organism in Eukaryota, Viridiplantae, Streptophyta, Magnoliopsida, Asterales, Asteraceae. The record is from the annotation of a GenBank genome assembly.
AUGAUCUUUUUCUCGGAUUUCGAAUUCUCACAUGCCGGUUACGUAUCCUUCGAUAUAUCUUCCCUGACGGUCAACUCCUCCACCUCCUUCGAUCCUACGCAUAGUGGUUUCGUCCUUCAACGGCGUGAGGUGCAAGACCAGCAAAACACUACUAUUUGCCCUUUGGAUUUCAAAUUAAACUCAGCCGUCUUUACUUUCCAAGAUCUUUCCCAUGCGUUCAACAAAUCAUACCCUGUCACACAUCCGGGUAUGAACUCACUUUUCUUUGUCAAUUGCAACGGCGAAGGCGAAUCCUUUGUGACUACGGACGGCCGUGCAGAGCUCUACAACAUGGAUGAUGGUACUACCAGAAACUAUUUAUCAGCAGGGCUAACGCACCUCCCGUUUCUUUACUUCUUUUCCUCCUUCAUUUAUUUGCGUUUUCUAGGGUUUUGGAUAAAGAACAAACGAUGUUUUCACGGGAUCCAUUUACUCAUGGGUGGGUUACUUCUUAUGAAUUAUGUUCAGCUUAUAUGUGCGGCAGCCGAUCUAUAUUUUGUGAAGGUUACAGGUACUCCUCAUGGAUUCGAUGGCUUGUUUUACAUAUUUCAGCUUAUCAGGACUGUGCUUUUGUUUACCGUGAUCACGUUGAUCGGUACUGGAUGGUGUUUGUGGAAGCCGUAUUUGGAAGAAUGUGAAAUAGUGAUUUUGAUGUUUGUGAUCAUAGUUCAGGUCUGGGCUAAUGUAGAUUCUAUAUUGAUAUGGAAAUUCGACGGACCUUAUAAUAUAUACCGGGAACAUUGGACCUAUAGUUCUACAAGCUUAGAUAUCAUCUGUUGCUUUGUUAUUUUCGUCCCUAUGGUGUUGUCAGUUAUCUCGUUGAAGAAGAAUCGUGAGGCUGAUGCGAAUGCUGCUAUGAAUCUGGUCAGGUUGUGCCUAUUUGGGCUUGUGGUUUUUUUAUACGUGCUCUUUACGAGGUUUCUUGUUCGUGGAUUAUUUCCCGCAUGGAUGAAUUAUGGGGUACAGGAAAUCAGUAUUCUUGUGGUAUGUGUGGUGAUGUUUUUCAUUUUUAGGCCACUUGAUCAUGAGGAUGAUGAUAAAAAAGCAGUCCAGAUUAGCCCUUCUUCCUAUUUUACUGUGCGAGUUUCAAGUAGUUUUUCGUAG